CCCAGUUCCAAUCAAAUCCAGUGUAGAUUAAUUAAAUAAUUUUUCACUAGACAAUUCCUUAAUGUCGCAAGGUCGUUCCUUGCUAUAUAAACUAGGGUAAAAGCCCGCUAAAGCCAGUCAAGUUCUCGAGCUUUGCACUUCACCAUGAACGCCUUGUUCGCCGUCACCGUCGCCUCUUUGGCCGCCUUCGCCUGCGCCGUCCCCUCCGGCCACCACGGUGGGGCCAUCGUCGCCGGCCCAGCUGGAGUAGUCACCGACCACGGCCCCAUCGGGCCCGCUGGCCACGGAGCCGGUCUGGGAGUCGGCCUGGGCCAUGGGCUCGGCUGGGGAGGUCACGGAUUGGGCUGGGGAGGACAUGGGGCUGUUGUUGCCGCCGCCCCCGUUGCCAUCGCCGCCCCCGUCGCCCACGCCGUUGUGGCCGGGCCUGCCCUUGGUCUUGGACACGGACUCGGACUUGGACACGGAGUCGGUCUCGGGCUUGGACAUGGACUCGCUCUUGGACACGGUCUCGGAGUUGUGACCAACGGAGGGGGCACCAUUGGAGUCAGCGCUCAUGGGGCUGCCGUCAAGGGACCCGGAACUGCGCCCGUUGUGGUUGCUGGACCUGCUGGUAAAAUCGCCGCCGAUGGGCUCUGGGGACCCACCGCCAAUGUGGGGCUUACCGGGGGACAUGGACAUGGCGGUUGGGGUCAUGGCGGCUGGGGUCAUGGUCAUGGAUGGUAAAGCGAGAACUUGACGGAUUGAUCGUUUGAACAACAACUGCCUCCUCUUAUGUUUAUAGUUUUUUGUAUAUUUUUGUAGAUUAUUUAUAUUAGGGUGUGUAAAUUGUCAAUAAAUGACGUGUGAUUAA
Molecule: messenger RNA, 850 nt
Organism: Tribolium castaneum (red flour beetle)
Lineage: Eukaryota; Metazoa; Arthropoda; Insecta; Coleoptera; Tenebrionidae
Product: cuticle protein 63
Exons: 2
Coding region: 145-723 (192 amino acids)
Source: RefSeq, a predicted model, not a curated record